UUGGGAAGGCGAGGGAUUCGGCGGAGGAGCGGCCAUUUUAUGCCUGGCUGGGAAGCGGAGAAGAGGGGAGUUCGCGCGGUCGGCGAUCGCGCUCCAUCACAUUCGCUGUUUUUGGAGGUUUUUGCCGGCCGAGCCGUUGCCUUUCCGCCAUGGGUCGGAAGAAGAAGAAGCAGCUAAAGCCUUGGUGCUGGUAUUGUAAUAGGGAUUUUGAUGAUGAGAAAAUUCUUAUUCAGCACCAAAAAGCAAAGCACUUUAAAUGCCAUAUAUGUCAUAAGAAACUGUAUACUGGGCCUGGUUUAGCUAUACACUGUAUGCAGGUACAUAAGGAAACAAUUGAUGCUGUUCCAAAUGCAAUACCAGGAAGAACUGAUAUUGAACUGGAAAUAUAUGGUAUGGAAGGCAUUCCUGAAAAAGACAUGGAUGAAAGGAGAAGGCUGCUUGAACAAAAAACUCAAGCAGAAAGCCAGAAAAAGAAACAACAAGAUGAUUCUGAUGAAUAUGACGAUGAUGAGUCUUCAGCUUCCACCUCAUUUCAAGCACAGCCUGUGCAACCACAGCAGGGAUAUAUACCACCAAUGGCACAGCCAGGUUUACCUCCUGUGCCAGGUGCACCUGGAAUUCCUCCAGGUAGUUAUACAGGUAUACCACCAUUAAUGGCAGGUGUUCCACCAAUGAUGCCAGGAAUGCCUCCAGUCAUGCCUGGAAUGCCACCUGGGAUGAUGCCAAUGGGUGGGAUGAUGCCUCCAGGACCAGGAAUCCCACCUCUCAUGCCUGGUAUGCCACCAGGUAGGUCAGGAAUGACGAAUCCAUACUGUGGUAUGCCACCACCUGUUGGUCCUCGCCCUGGAAUGCCUCCAAUGACACAAGCCCAGCCAGUGACUAGUCCAGGUGUUCUUAAUAGACCACCAGCUCCUGUCAUUGCAGCACCAACUCCCCAACCACCAGUUACCAAACCAUUGUUUCCUAGUGCUGGACAAAUGGGGACACCUGUCACAAGCUCAAGUACAACUUCAUCCAAUUCAGAACUGUCAGCACCUUCUAAAGCUCUGUUUCCUAGCACAGCACAAGCUCAAGCGACUGUUCCAGGCCCAGUUGGUACAGAUUUCAAACCUUUGAAUAAUGCACCUGCAACUUCUACAGAACCACCCAAACCUACAUUCCCUGCUUACACACAAUCUACAGCAUCCACCACUAAUACAACAAAUAGUACUGCAGUUAAACCUGCUACUUCUAUAACAAGUAAGCCUGCUACUCUUACAACAACCAGCGCAACCAGUAAGUUGAUCCAUCCAGAUGAGGAUAUAUCCUUGGAAGAAAGAAGAGCUCAGUUACCCAAAUACCAGCGUAAUCUCCCUCGACCAGGGCAGGGAUCUAUGGGCAAUCCACCAGUUGGACCAAUUGGAGGUAUGAUGCCACCACAGCCAGGAAUUCCCCCCCAGCAACAAGGAAUGAGACCACCAAUCCCACCUCAUGGUCAGUAUGGUGCUCAUCACCAGGGCAUGCCAGGGUAUCUUCCUGGUGCAAUGCCUCCAUAUGGUCAAGGGCCCCCAAUGGUGCCUCCUUAUCAAGGUGGACCUCCUAGACCGCCAAUGGGAAUGAGACCUCCUGUAAUGUCGCAAGGUGGCCGCUACUGAUGCUACUGCAAACGUUCUAAUAGGUUUGGAGAUUAAACCUUUUCUCAUCUUGUGCUGUUAAUAUAGCCAAGCUUCCAUCAAUUAAAACUUCGUUGUGACUUUUAGGGGAAAAAUCUUUCCACAUACAAGGAACUGUUGGACAUUAUUUUACAUGGGAAAAAUUAUUUAGAAUAAUAAAACGGAACUUUCCCUGAUGUUGCAAUUUAUACUGUAUGGCUUCUUUUUCAUGUUUCAUCUAGGUUUUUAGAAGUGAAGUAUAGUAAAUAUGGUUCGUUAAAUUGUGAAGGCGCUGGAAUUACAUGAACAUACCAUCUUUAAAGGCAAGUUCUGUAACCUUAUGUUGCUGUUCAUAAAUGAUGCCUUCACAGCACUUCAAGUGCUGUUGGACUUCAUGUCCCCAACAAUAGUUUGGUGAGGGCUUUAACUGUUGUCAUCUAGUUGUAUACCUAAAUCUGGAUUGUGUAACCAUAUUUAAUGUAGAGUUCCUCCUGUUCCAGGGUUUAUAGAAUUGACCCACUAAAUUCAUGUGAUUUUCUGUAUUGUUUAACUUCAUUGUAAUAAAACAAAAGAAAAAAAUUGUCCUUUUAUUCAUGACCAGCUGUGGACAUCUGCCUGAAGGUUUGUACUGAUGCAUGCUACGAUAGCUUGUCGUAUAAUAAAUACAAUACAAUUCCUGAUGCUACAUUGAUAUUUCCUGAAUUGUUUGAUCAAGUAGAUAUAGACCUGUACACUUAUUAACAAGACACAACAAAUAAAUUUGUCCAAUUUUCUUCAUGGA
Molecule: messenger RNA, 2412 nt
Organism: Crotalus tigris (Tiger rattlesnake)
Lineage: Eukaryota; Metazoa; Chordata; Lepidosauria; Squamata; Viperidae
Gene: ZNF207
Product: zinc finger protein 207
Exons: 11
Coding region: 150-1634 (494 amino acids)
Cellular component (GO): nucleus
Source: RefSeq, a predicted model, not a curated record